AUGGAUUCACUGAACAAUGUCACGCUGCGGCCAUGGCCAGCUACCGAAAAAGAAGAGCUGACUCAGGAAGACCUAUUGAUCAAGAUUGAGCAGCUCGCAAGCGAACGGGGCCAUUUGCGCAACAUCACCGAACAGUCGCUGCAGCAAGACAUUGACGCGGGAAAACACGUGCCCGACGAUGCCGACGACACAACCAAGCAGGAGGACAAGGACAAGGAUACGGAUGCGCCCUCCCGCCAAGAGCAAGCAGAAAAGGUGUUCAAAGCAGGCCAGGAAAUGUACAGCCACUUGGAGUGGGCCAAGUUUGCUGCUACCAAUGCGCUCGACCUCGUCUCCCUCGUCCUGUCGCAAGACCCGAAUAAGCGCAGCCUCAACUUCUUCAGCCCAACCUUUCGCGAGCAGGGUCUGAAUCAGGGCAUCCCUCUCGGGUCGUUUGGAAUGAGUCGGGAGAAUCAUGAACACCGCAUCCGCAAGCCCGAAGAGCAGCAAAGGUUGCAGGAUGUCGAGGCAAGACAAGAGGUUGUGGCACAAGGCGCACGUAUGGACGCGCUCGACUCGUCAGUAGAUGAAAUCCUCAAGGCAGCAAAACACUUGGAGAAGGAAAUACGACGAGAAACAAAGUACUGGCACCAGAUUGUGUCCGUCUCAGACAAGGGCUGGCCUAUUCAGCGUCUGCGCCAAAACGUACGUCACGCGCCUUUUGCAGUGCGCUAUGGACUUCCAGAAGCGAGUGAUCACUUUAAAGCCCGUGGUUUCGCCCCUCUGCAAAUGGACAAGGAUGGCAGCAUUAUUCUGGAUCCGGCUCUUGCCCUAAAACCAAAGAUACUCCGCGUCCGAAUCAGCGUCGAUGGAAAGAUCACUGGAACAUCUCAAAUUUCAAUUGACACCGAGCUCGCCAAUCAGUCACUGGAGAAGUCCAUUCAAUUGGCACGAGAUUCAUUGUUCGAAGAAGAGCUAUAUUACGAGAUGAGCUUGGAGACGCGACAGUUGUUGGCAUACGGGGUCGAAUUCCGAGACUCUGUCAUUUAUGUCGAUGCGCCUCAAACGGGCAGCCUGUCGCAAAACCGCAAGCUGCUUAUCGAUUGCGUACCCCGAGACGAUCCUAUACCGAGCAGCCAAUCUCGCGAGUACGACUGGCUGGCUAAGAAUAUUGCCGAAUCACUCCGCCUUUUGCUGGCUCACGAGCAUAGCAUGCGUCUCUAUCGGAGAUCACAGCUCCCGCCUCCAUUAACAGGAAAACCACGUGAAAAACAACCACCGCCAUUGCUCCGUACACUCCUUGCAGUCCUUUAUCACAUUGAGGGCGUGGAUUCGCUUCACGCCUAUCUUGGAUCCGUCGCGAAGACUCUCCAUAGCGCUGGUCUGGACGUAACUUUGGAAACGACACGUGAGAAUUCUUGGGCAACUCUUGUCGGAAGCUUAGAAGCAUCAUCCAGGAAAGGCAUAUCAGCUACUGAUCAGCUCUUUGAGAUUUUCAUGAAGCCGUUUGGCGGAACUGCUACUUUGACCCUCCCUACUUCAAGCGGCGCACAGUCGGAGACCCUAAGUAUCAUUACACGCACCAUCAUUGGCCAACCCACGUUCGGCACCGAACACCGUCUAAGUCUUCCGUCUACGCUAAGCUCCGAUCUUGGAUUGUUCCAGCAGCAGAAGUUUGCUACUGUCGAGGAACUCAAGUCGUAUUUGGACUGGAUCCUUUCGCUCCACGUUGCUCAUCGAUUACUCAAGAAUGACUACCCUUCACGCGCGCAGACCAGAAGUCAAGAUGCGCGACUCUCGAUUCGGACAAAGGACGCGAAGAAAGGUGUUGCAUCAUCAAAGGAUAUCAAAGUUGAUUUCAAUGACGGAAAGCUCAAGAUUGCAAAGUUUGCUGCAGAUACACCAGAGGAAUCUGAGGAUUCGGAACAAUCGCGCACCUGGGUUGGGACAGAUGGUAGCACCUCUUUAAAAGAGGUUGUCAAGAGUUGGGUUGGAUGA
This is a messenger RNA of Bipolaris oryzae ATCC 44560, 1977 nucleotides long. RefSeq lists its product as uncharacterized. The record is from RefSeq and is a predicted model, not a curated record. NCBI's taxonomy places the organism in Eukaryota, Fungi, Ascomycota, Dothideomycetes, Pleosporales, Pleosporaceae. Gene Ontology annotation, molecular function: transcription coregulator activity. Gene Ontology annotation, biological process: regulation of transcription by RNA polymerase II. The transcript is spliced from 3 exons. Gene Ontology annotation, cellular component: core mediator complex; mediator complex. The coding region runs from base 1 to 1977 and encodes 658 amino acids.